Molecule: messenger RNA, 519 nt
Organism: Pediculus humanus corporis (human body louse)
Lineage: Eukaryota; Metazoa; Arthropoda; Insecta; Psocodea; Pediculidae
Product: cutile protein, putative
Exons: 5
Coding region: 1-519 (172 amino acids)
Cellular component (GO): extracellular matrix
Source: RefSeq, a predicted model, not a curated record
AUGAACCACUUUUUGGUUGCUACCUGUGUUUUGGCCGUUGCUUCCUUUGUCGGAGCUGGCGAAUUUGCUCAUUAUCCAGCUCAUUUUGCACAUGUUGCUCACGUUCCCGUUCACGCUCCUGUUUUGGUAAAACACGAACCUUACGCACCACCCCAUUACAGUUUCCAAUAUGGAGUUCAUGAUGCUCAUACCGGAGAUAUCAAAUCCCAACACGAAACAAGAGAAGGAGAUGUUGUUAAGGGACAUUACAGCCUCGUUGAACCUGACGGUACCAUAAGAACUGUUGAAUAUACUGCUGACCAUCAUAACGGAUUCAAUGCUGUCGUUUCCAAUAGGUUGACUGGACCUGGUACCUAUGCAUUCGGAUACGAUGUCGAAGAUCCAGAAACCGGAAAUGUACAAUAUCGUCAAGAAGAAAAACAUGUAAACGGUACGAUAAUCGGAAGUUAUGGAUACGUCGAUGCUGAUGAAAAACCUGUAAUUGUAACAUACGUAGCUGAUAAAAACGGUUACAGGUGA